Molecule: messenger RNA, 513 nt
Organism: Microtus oregoni (creeping vole)
Lineage: Eukaryota; Metazoa; Chordata; Mammalia; Rodentia; Cricetidae
Product: keratin-associated protein 12-2-like
Exons: 1
Coding region: 1-513 (170 amino acids)
Source: RefSeq, a predicted model, not a curated record
AUGCCAUCCAGUGCCAUCCAGUGUCAUCCAGUGUCAUCCAGUGUCACCCAGUGCCAUCCAGUGUCACCCAGUGCCAUCCAGUGUCAUCCAGUGUCAUCCAAUGCCAUCCAGUGUCACCCAGUGCCAUCCAGUGUCACCCAGUGCCAUCCAGUGCCAUCCAGUGCCAUCCAGUGUCACCCAGUGCCAUCCAGUGUCACCCAGUGCCAUCCAGUGCCAUCCAGUGCCAUCCAGUGCCAUCCAGUGUCACCCAGUGCCAUCCAGUGCCAUCCAGUGUCACCCAGUGCCAUCCAGUGCCAUCCAGUGUCACCCAGUGCCAUCCAGUGCCAUCCAGUGUCACCCAGUGCCAUCCAGUGUCAUCCAGUGCCAUCCAAUGCCAUCCAGUGUCACCCAGUGUCAUCCAGUGUCAUUUCAUCCUGUGCCAUCCAGUGCCAUCCAGUGUCAUCCAGUGUCAUUUCAUCCUGUGCCAUCCAGUGCCAUCCAGUGCUGCUGUUUCUCAGUGCUGCAGAUCUGUGA